GCCCUUCUGGGUCUCUCUUCGCGCCCGAGAACAUGGCGGCGGCCGCGUGGGCCGCCCCGGGCCGGGCUGUGCUGCGGACCGGCGCUGAGCGGCUGCUGCGGGGAGGAGUUCGGGAGCUCCUCCGCCCGCGACGUGAAGGGGGCGUCCCCGGCCCGGAGCGCGACUUCAGCCUCUCUCACAAUCGGGGCACGGUCAUUGUGGAGCGCUGGUGGAAGGUUCCGCUAGCGGGAGAGGGCCGGAAGCCACGCCUGCACCGGCGGCAUCGCGUCUACAAGCUGGUGGAGGACACGAAACACCGGCCCAAAGACAACCUGGAGCUCAUCCUCACGCAGUCGGUGGAGGAACUUGGAGUCCGAGGUGACCUGGUCUCAGUGAAGAAAUAUGUGGGCCGUAAUCGACUACUUCCUCAAGGACUGGCUGUAUAUGCAUCUCCUGAAAAUAAGAAGCUAUUUGAGGAGGAGAAAUUGCUGAGGCAAGAAGGAAGAUUAGAGAAGAUCCAGACCAAGGCAGGUGAGGCGACAGUGAAAUUUCUGAGAAGUUGUCACCUGGAGGUGGGGAUGAAGAACAAUGUCAAAUGGGAGCUAAACCCUGAAAUAGUUGCUCGCCACUUCCUCAAAAAUCUUGGUGUUGUGGUCGCCCCACAUGCACUGAAGUUACCAGAAGAGCCCAUCACACAGCGGGGCGAGUACUGGUGUGAGGUGACGGUAAAUGGACUUGACACCGUGCGGGUACCUAUGUCUGUGGUGAACUUUGAGAGGCCCAAGACCAAAAGAUACAAGUACUGGUUAGCCCAGCAAGCUGCCAGGGGAAUGGCCCCCACCAGUUCCCAGACGAUCUGAACCUUUACUCCCUCGAAAGCAGCGAAGCAGAACCAGAGGAGCAAAGACGGACCAGCACUGUGAUAUCGCUCCCAGCUCUGACCAAAUAUGGAAUUUGAGCGAGCAUAUGGAGACACUGGACACAGGCACGCACAUACAUGUUGAAUUGUCCAUAUUUGCCAUCUUCAUCUUCAACCGUUAAGCACAGCUGGCCUCACUGUGGCAGUCCUGCUCCAGGAGUACCAGGCUGUAGAUUUGAUAAGCUGUGUUAAUAGACCAAAAGAGUCUAGAUCCGUUUAGCCUCUUCCUCCACUGGAAUUCAGUGGAACAAAUGGAAGAGCUAGCGCAUUCUUAUCCAAACUGAACAUUUGUAUCCUAGGGAGAAAUAAAGAGGUUGUAUUCUU
Camelus dromedarius (Arabian camel) is the source of this 1222-nucleotide messenger RNA. RefSeq names its product mitochondrial ribosomal protein L9 (gene MRPL9). Gene Ontology annotation, cellular component: ribosome; mitochondrion. The record is from RefSeq and is a predicted model, not a curated record. The transcript is spliced from 7 exons. Bases 33 to 839 code for a protein of 268 amino acids. NCBI's taxonomy places the organism in Eukaryota, Metazoa, Chordata, Mammalia, Artiodactyla, Camelidae. Gene Ontology annotation, biological process: translation. Gene Ontology annotation, molecular function: structural constituent of ribosome.